AUCCUUCGUGGACCUCUCCCUCGUCUGCCACCAAUUACGAUACUAGCUCUCUCUGCGGCUCUCCUGCAGUAGUUACUCUCUUUCAUAGUCCUCUCUUUUCUUGCCUUCUCAACGGCUCUUCGCCAUGUCGGACUCGGUAACCUCACCGCCUCUAACGUCUCCCUCGUCCCCAGCUCCUUCAAGUCCGCCAUCCUCUGAACCAUCAAGCACUCCGCCUUCCUCUCUUCCUCCUUCCUCCACUCCAGAUACUCCUUCCACAACACCUCCGGCCUCAGAGCCCAGUUCAGAACCUUCGCAACCUCCCUCUUCUGAGCCCUCACAGCCCCCAGCCUCCCAAUCACCUUCAUCUCAAGGUGACGCCUCCACUCCGCCCACUUCUACACCUUCGGACACAGGCUCAUCAACUCCAGCGCCAACAUCACCUCCUGCUUCGUCUACUAAUGGAUCGUCUUCCCAAGCUGGUGGCAGUUCAGAUUUCGGUAGUUCCAUGAUGACCAGUUUGUCGACUUCGACAUCUCUGAGUACACUCAUAGGCACGGAUGCAUUAGGUCAAACAUUUACGUCUACACAAACCAUUACAAGUGUGACCACGUCGACCGGCCUUCCCUCAGGCUCCAAUAACUCAUCCGACUCAUCAUCGCACGUGGGUGCGAUUGUGGGUGGAGUAGUGGGUGGAAUCGGCGGCGCUAUUCUUCUGGGAUUAUUGCUCUGGUUCUUACGCCGUCGCUCACACCACGAUGAAUUCGACGGCGACUUCGACCCUGACCGUGUCGUGCGACCAACUCACGGGCCCGACGUUGAUUUGCUCAAUGCCUCCGAAGUCACUCCUUACAGUUACGGUCACGACGGUGCCCCAUCUCAAGAUCCGAGUCCUGAAAUGAGCCAGCAUCCCAACGUUCCACCUUUCCUUACUGGCGGUAUCCCUAACCCACAGGCGAACGUUUCGCACUCACAUACAACGGCUACGUCGGCACCAUCCGGCUACUCACAGGGAGAGACGUAUUAUUCACCGUCCUCGUCGGGACACUAUUCCGACUAUGCUGCAUAUGCCAACUUCGCCAGCCAAGGUCAAGCUUCUUCAAACCUCACACCUGCCGGUGUUCCAUACCAAUCAGGCACGCCGUCCGCCAUCUCGACUGAGACGGGCACCGGACCUUCGACGGCAGCGUCAUUCAGUGGUAUGUUACCAUCGGCAAAGGAACGUGAGGCAGCGGCGUAUCGACAAGGUGGUCUGCACGUUGCAAAUGAUGAAGGGACGAGCGGACUGGUUGUUCAUCAGGAUGGUGGUAGAGUUCAAUCGACGCCUGAAGAGGAAGUGCCGAAUGAGAUCCCGCCUAGUUAUGAUUCGAUUCCGAGAGAUCAAAGAUAGAUUACAUCUUCGUUCGCUGUACUGCUAUUGACAUUCUGUUUUGCUUUGCAUGGACUUCAAAUUAGAGAUUGGUGUCACGUAAUUCUCAUGCUUCCAUUUCGUACAGGUUACGCUCAAGUUACGCUCGUCGGAUACCACAUGCAAUGAUCCUCGUAUCUCAUGGACUUGGACUCUACUCUUUGACAGAUGCUAGAGCAUGGGUGCUUGUGAGAGGAGACAUUAGUAGUGGGGUUGGGCAAUCCCUCCAAGGUUUAUUACGGCACGUGGUGCUUCCCAGGGACAAUUAGCGCCUCUUCACAGGUCUCUUCGGCUUCUGAUGAGUAGUCUACAGUCUAAACAGAAUUCCGUGCUCCCAUGAACUCGUACUUCCAUUAUUCCGCGCUGGAGUCAAGCGCGAUAAGCAUCCAGAGGGGUUCUUCAUGAAGUUUAUAGAAAAAAUUGUUUACUUUUGA
Molecule: messenger RNA, 1821 nt
Organism: Somion occarium
Lineage: Eukaryota; Fungi; Basidiomycota; Agaricomycetes; Polyporales; Cerrenaceae
Source: the annotation of a GenBank genome assembly